Messenger RNA from Sorghum bicolor (sorghum), 710 nucleotides. RefSeq lists its product as uncharacterized. The coding region runs from base 111 to 482 and encodes 123 amino acids. The transcript has a single exon. NCBI's taxonomy places the organism in Eukaryota, Viridiplantae, Streptophyta, Magnoliopsida, Poales, Poaceae. The record is from RefSeq and is a predicted model, not a curated record.
UCUUUAUUAAAGAACACCACAGCCUAAAGGUGGGCGAGCUAGUUGGCCUUUCUAGCUUGCUCGCAUUUCAUGCCAUCGCCAUUGCAGCGCUCACCUUAGCUAGCGAGCGGAUGCCAGCCCUCACCUCCGAUGCCAUUGUUGCGUCCCCGAGGUGGGGCGCCCCCUUCUGCGGCGGCCGUUCAGGCGAGCCGCGCACUCGCCGCACGCCGUCGUCCGCCGGCCAAGGUCACGGCUGUGGAUGGCCGCCGCUGGACCGCGUGGCCGGCUGGGUCGGCGGCGGCAUCGCCGCGGUGUUCUUCGCGUCCCUGGAGCGGUGCUCGUGCUUCAACGUGCGCACGUACGACGACCUCCUCGACGACGAGCAGAGGGACUCGGAGGCGCCGCUCAUGUUCGACGACGGCAACGGUAACUCCACCGGCGUGGAGAGGCGAGGAGCCAGGAGGUGCGGCAAGGGCAGGAGGACUGGUAGUGGGGACUUUUAGAGUACGAUAUUAAUAUAUUUUUGUUCAAAAAAAAAGUUGUUCGCGUGGUUUAAUUUUGGUUGUCGUCGUCUUAAGCUGCAGCGUUCGUCCUAUUUCGAGUAAGUUUUAUCCUUGUAAUGCUAUUUCCUACUACAUUUCUGUUUAAAUUAUGAGUGUAUAUAAGGAUGUUUCACUGUAUCCAAGUUAAUUCAAAGUUAAAUACCUCUAAACUUAGCUCCUUUUUGUUCC